Myripristis murdjan (pinecone soldierfish) is the source of this 3389-nucleotide messenger RNA. RefSeq names its product SWI/SNF related BAF chromatin remodeling complex subunit C1b (gene smarcc1b). NCBI's taxonomy places the organism in Eukaryota, Metazoa, Chordata, Actinopteri, Holocentriformes, Holocentridae. Gene Ontology annotation, molecular function: protein binding. The record is from RefSeq and is a predicted model, not a curated record. Gene Ontology annotation, biological process: cell projection morphogenesis. Gene Ontology annotation, cellular component: synapse. The transcript has 27 exons. The coding region runs from base 103 to 3096 and encodes 997 amino acids.
GCGAAAGAGGAGAGAGAGAGAGAGAGCUGCACAAGCUAGCGAGCGCGCUAGCUAGUUUUGUGUUCCCGUGUGAGGAUAAAAACAGGGUUUAGUGCGGCCACAAUGUCUGGAGGAACAAGCUUCGGGGCUCCCGGGACCAGCCAGGCCGUCACCGGACCGGCUUCACACAGGAAAAAAGACAGCAGUCCGUCCGCCAGGUUCUGGGAAAGUCACGAUACGUUAGCUCAGCUGGAGGUGGUGCGACAGUGGAUCGCAAAGCACUACAAAAAGUAUGUGUUGGUGGAUGCUCCAUCCUGCCAGGUCCUGGCUACAGUGACCCUGCAGCUCCUCCAGUUUCAAGAGGAUGCUUUCGGCAGACAGGCUGUCAGCCCCGCUCUCACCAAACUGCCUGCUCAGUGCUUCUUGGACCUGCGACCAGGUGGUGGACUUUGCCACAUUCUUGGAUCUGCCUACAAGUUCAAGGCCGAGCAGGGCUGGCGUAGGUUUGACUUGCAGAAUCCAUCAAGGACUGAACGCAACGUGGAGAUGUUUAAUACUAUAGAGAGGGCACUGAUCCAGAAUAACUGUAUGUCACUGCCUGUGGUGUACCUAGACCCUGCGCUGGAGCAGGAGCUUGCCAGCAGUCUGACAAGUAUUAUCACCAAGCACCAGGGUUCAGUCACUGAAGACCGAAUGCUUGCAAGUCACCAUGUCUACCCGUCACCAGCCUCCACAGAUGAAGAUGAAUGGAUGCGUCCUGUCAUGCGUAAAGACAAGCAUGUCCUGGUACACUGGGGGAUGCACCCUGAUAGUUAUGACAGCUGGCUGUCCUCAAGUGAUGUGGAGGGAGAAGUUGAAGAGCUGCCACAUCCAGAGAGGCCCUGGAGGGUCCAUGCUGGCUGGGUUCUGGACACAGAUGUUUUCAAUGAGUGGAUGAAUGAGGAAGACUACCAUGUGGAUGAGAGGCACGUACCUGUCAUCCUCCGCCAGCGUAUCCACCUCCGAGACGAGCAGGACUCAAAGUCCACCCCCUCUAAAAAGAGAAGACGCUCCCCCUCUCCUCCCUCUGAAGGCAGAAAGAAAGGAAAGAAGGGGAGAAGACGAGGCCAACAAGAGGAGGAACCAGAGGAGGACCUGACCAAAGAUAUGGAGGACCCAACUCCUGUCCCUAAUAUGGAGGAGGUUAUCCUGCCCAAGAAUGUCAACCUGAAGAAAGACAGUGAGAACACUCCUGUCAAAGGAGGGAUCAUGGCUGACCUCGACGAACAGGAGGAUGAUUUCCCAGGAAGGGAGGAUGAGGAAGGCAGGGGAGAGAUAUCUCGUCUCUCAGAGGGAGAGGAAAGCGUCACGGAACAGACCCAUCAUAUCAUCAUACCAAGCUACGCAUCUUGGUUCAACUACAACAGCAUUCACCAGAUAGAGAAACGUGCGCUGCCUGAAUUUUUCAAUGGGAAGAACAAGUCCAAAUCGCCAGAGAUCUACCUGGCGUAUCGCAACUUCAUGAUCGACACCUACCGGCUCAACCCGCAGGAGUACCUCAGCUCCACCUCCUGUAGACGAAACCUCACUGGAGAUGUCUGUGCUGUAAUGAGGGUUCAUGCGCUGUUGGAGCAGUGGGGUUUAGUGAACUACCAGGUGGAUGCAGAGAGCAGACCCCUCCCCAUGGGACCCCCACCCACCCCUCACUUCAAUGUCCUGGCUGACACACCAUCUGGACUCGCCCCGUUACAACACAAGCCCCUGCAGGUAACACACACACACACACACACACAGCCAAUGAUACAGCUCCACACAAAUUUGCUAGAGAAACCCAAAAUUCAUCAUCCUCAGAAGCAAGACCUGAUCCUCCUCCUCUCUCUAUCCGUGUCUUUUUCUCCUUCUCUCUCUCUUUCAUUCCUUCAGGUGUCAGCUUCCCAGCAUAUGUUGUAUUUCCCAGAAAAGAGCAGAGAGAAGCCGUCAGACUGUCAGAACUUUGGCCUGCGCACAGACAUCUACGCCAGAAAACACCCUAAGAGUAAAGGAGCGAGUGCAGGAAGGGAAUGGACAGAGCAAGAAACGCUCUUGUUAUUAGAGGCCUUAGAGGUCUACAGAGAUGACUGGAACAAGGUAUCGGAGCAUGUGGGCUCCAGGACACAGGAUGAGUGUAUCCUCCACUUUCUCCGUCUGCCGAUAGAAGACCCCUACCUAGAAGACUCCUCUGCCUCUCUUGGCCCGCUGGCCUACCAGCCCGUGCCUUUCAGCCAAUCAGAGAACCCCGUCAUGAGCACCGUGGCCUUCCUGGCAUCCGUGGUUGAUCCACGGGUGGCAUCGGCUGCAGCUAAGGCCGCACUAGAGGAGUUUUCUCGAGUACAGGAGGAGUCAGUGGAGAAAACCUCCAACCAGCCUGAAAAGACAGAGUCAAUGGAUACCGAGAAAAUGGAGUCAAACUCCACCUGCCAUCAGGUCCCUGCUGGGACAGAUGGCCUCAAGGGAGAAUCCAGUGGGGUAAAGGCAGAGGGAGAGCGAGUGAAAAGAGAGAAUCCUGAAAACACACUCACAGAGGACAGAGAUGGCAGGGGAGAUGAAGAGGAUAGUGGAGGGCAGAGGGACAGAGAUGGGGAUGAUGGGAGGAGAGCAAUGGAGCUGGAUCUGGUGGAGGGUAGCGUUUCCAUGGCAGCAGCAGCUGCUCUGGGCUCAGCCGCCACAAAGGCCAAGCACCUGGCAGCAGUAGAGGAGAGGAAGAUCAAGUCUCUGGUGGCUCUGCUGGUAGAGACCCAGAUGAAGAAGCUGGAGAUCAAGCUGAGACACUUUGAGGAGCUGGAGACCAUCAUGGACCGCGAGAAAGAGGCCUUGGAGCAGCAGCGGCAGAAGCUUCUGUCAGAGAGGCAGACUUUCCACGCUGAGCAGCUGAAGCAUGCAGAGAUGAAGGUUCGCCAGCAGAGGGAGCAACAGGGACAGACUGGAUUCACAAUGCAGCACUCAGGCCAGUCUGUGCCCAGCCGGAUGUUGCCUAGUGGCGGAAAUGCACAAACCAUGGCCCCUCGCCACCCUGGAGCCCCCAACGGCAUGUACCCGUCGUCGCAGCCUGAUGGGACAGCAGCAGCCCAGCCUGGUCCUCCAGCAUCCAGCCACAGCUGAGCAGGCCAGACAUGCGGUGCACGCUACGGUGUCGGUCCACACAUAUUUUUAAAAAAACAAAAUCGAUGCACACAUAUGUACAGAAACAAAAUCUGAAGUCUCAGUACCUUUUCAGCUGCAUCAUGUCAUGUGUUCAUACGCUGAAACAGACACACUCGCACAUCAACACAUUUGGCCUGUCUGUGGUCAGUGGCUUAGCCUCUCUGCUAUCUGUGAAAUGUUUGUGUUCUGACUUCUGAGUUGAGACAACUGCAGACUGAACUCAGCUCAUUAAAGUUGUUUUAUACAUGAAA